AUGGGUUCACACCCACAAGGCCGCCUUUUUCGGUUUAAGGGAAAUGAUACUCAAUACCUCGAGUAUCUCGAACGAGAGCUUCUUCAGGCUCAAAAGUACAUCACAUUAAUCUGUCCCAGUUCUAAUUAUUCGGGGUCUCCCGGCGGGCUUAGGCCUUCUCUAGCAGGCGAUGGUAUUCGCGUUGCAGGGAAGUCCGGAUCCCAAGGCCAGCUGGGACCUGUUGCUCUUGAACCCGCUUCACCCAUUUCUCCCCCAGCGCAAGUUGAAAAAACAACGGACAAUACCACUUGUUUCACUGGCAAUUCUAACUCCAAAGUCGAGUUGGAGUUUAUACCCUUUAACCCUGUUAACCCUUCCGUCUCUCCCCCGACGCAAGAUAGCGGUAGGUGGAAAACAGAACUAAAUGACCUCUUGUCGAAUAUCCAAGAAGCAAGAGAUUGGGGCGCACCCGUCCCUCCGGAAGAGAUAGAUGGGUUACUCCUUCGAUACAAGGUUCAAUUCAAUAGUGAAAGCGAUGGAGUUUACGACAACGAUAAAGGGGAUAAAGGAUACGAUGAACCCAUCCCCACGAGCACCGAUGUGGCACCUGAAUUUUAUUCGUGGUAUAAAAGCUAUUAUGCCUAUGCUGCCCAUACAUCCAGAGCGUUAAAGAGCCACUCCGGGGCAGGAAGUCGAUUGGCGUUUCGUGUCGUUAUUGUGAGCUUAAUGUGCAUCGUUCUGUUGGAUGUUGGCGUUUCUCUUGAUACAGUGAAUUCGAUUUUAAGUUCCUGCUUUCCCAACCCCGAGAAAAUGACCAAAAACACUCUCAGGGAAUAUCGGAGAGGAGCACGGUGGGUCAAUUCACGUGUACUUCAACUCAUUGAGGAGGGAUGGUCAAAUAGAAGCGCAGAGCUCUUCUUCCGAUAUGGGCGGAGUAUCUGCCAGUAUAAACAAAUAUGCGGAAAUAAGAAGAGUGAGAUACUGUUCAUCACGGAAUUAAGAAAAAAGGGGAAACCCGUGCCGCCGCUGGAGGGUGACCAGAUGCCCAUCUCUAUUCCUUGUAUCAUUAAGCGCUAUAUUGGAAAAUACGUCUCGCUAGAGAGGAUCUGUGAAGUACUCUCCUAUAAAAACCUUUCUUAUAAUUAUGAAUACACUGCCUGGAUAUACAGCCGGUUUUAUUCUCCUGAUUCUGACAAGACAACCUACCCCAGUCCUCCGCCAAUAAGCCUUAAUGAUGACGAUACUGGGGAGGUUAAGAGUGCCACAGAGACCCAGAGUUCGUUGAUGCUGCCAUCAGGCAGAUCUGAAGGCGACAUCAGUGACUACAGACCUUACACCGAAGGUGACCUAGAUGAUAGUGAAACUACCUCCACCCCUCACCCUAAAACGAAUCAGAGGACAGAUAAUCCCCAGAUGCCCGCGGAUGCCGCAGAAACUCGCACGAAACAGACGAACAAGCGACCCUACCUGGCAGGGAGCGAUAGUCGAGAUUCACAGCGAAGGAGAUUGAGCAGCGAGAUAGAAGGCAUUCCUCGGGGUUCAUCACACUCAGUUACUGAAGGGGCGACUGAAUCUAGAGAGCAACCGUUCCUCGAGAAUCAACCAUCGCAACCAGAUAAUGGUGCCUGGCGGUUUCCUUGGGUAAAUAAUGCUACCUUGUCGAACACUGCGCAACUGCCUACGGAGACAUUGUUUGAGUUGGAUCCAAACUUUGUGAUAGACUCCUUAGAUACAGUGUCCCUGUAUCAGUCGCCUCAUACAACAACAAUUCGAGAAAAUACGGAUACAAGUAUUGAAUAUUAUCAAGUUGAACCAAAUGCUCUACCACCAUACGAUCUCAGUAUCAGAUAUUUUCAGCUCUUUGACUAUCUUGCUUGGCCUUUGACCGCAUAG
Messenger RNA from Microsporum canis CBS 113480, 1872 nucleotides. RefSeq lists its product as uncharacterized. Lineage: Eukaryota; Fungi; Ascomycota; Eurotiomycetes; Onygenales; Arthrodermataceae. The record is from RefSeq and is a predicted model, not a curated record. Bases 1 to 1872 code for a protein of 623 amino acids. The transcript is spliced from 5 exons.